Linepithema humile (Argentine ant) is the source of this 476-nucleotide messenger RNA. RefSeq names its product Translocase of outer membrane 7 (gene Tom7). The record is from RefSeq and is a predicted model, not a curated record. Gene Ontology annotation, biological process: protein import into mitochondrial matrix. Lineage: Eukaryota; Metazoa; Arthropoda; Insecta; Hymenoptera; Formicidae. Gene Ontology annotation, cellular component: mitochondrial outer membrane translocase complex.
UUUUGAUUGGCCAAGUGCGAUUGAUAUUAUUUGGAGAACUCGUGGUCAUCUUCACGUUAAGCUGCGGCUAACUUUACAUGUUGCCAAACCAAACGACAGUAUUUUUUUUCUUCCGAUACUGAAGACACGAAGAAAUAUAUUUUAUUAAAUAAAUAUCAAAAUGGGUUUAAGUCCGACCACGAAGCAAAGGAUAGCCAUUGUCAUGGAUGUGACCAAAUUUAUAUUUCAAUGGGGUUUUAUUCCUUCCGUUCUGUUUUUAGGAUUUAAAAAAGGCGCAGAUCCAGGCAUGCCUGAAUUAUCUCUUAUGAAUUUAUUAUGGCAAUAGAUUCUGUCUCCCCUGGAUACUAUUUUCAUUCCAGAAGAAAUCAUGUGUAUUGUCUAUGUUGCAUAUAUUUAUUUAAGAUUGUUAGAUGUCCGAUUGACAUAAAAAAUCAUGUCUUAUUAAAUAAAUAAUAAAUACUAUGUGUUAUUUGUUA